CACAAAAUCCUUAUACAAGAAGCAAAACGGAGUCAAGACGCGAUCAAAACACCCAAAAAAGAAAAAUAAAAAACCCAAUUUCUUAGCCCUAAUAUCUUCAAACCCUUUCAGGAUCAAAUCUUUCUCUGCGAACGAAGAGAAAAAAAAAAAUCCGGCCAUGGGAAACACCGAGAAGCUCUUGAACCAGAUCAUGGACCUGAAAUUCACGUCCAAAUCGCUGCAACGCCAGUCGAGGAAGUGCGAGAAGGAAGAGAAAUCUGAGAAACUGAAGGUGAAGAAGGCGAUCGAGAAAGGGAAUAUGGAUGGAGCUCGGAUCUAUGCCGAAAACGCUAUUCGCAAGCGCACCGAGCAGAUGAACUACCUCCGGCUCGCGUCGCGUCUCGAUGCUGUCGUUGCUAGGCUCGAUACCCAGGCUAAGAUGACCACCAUUAACAAGUCCAUGGGUAAUAUCGUCAAGUCUCUCGAAUCUUCCUUGGCCACUGGCAAUUUGCAGAAGAUGUCAGAGACAAUGGAUCAAUUCGAGAAGCAAUUUGUGAACAUGGAGGUCCAGGCAGAGUUUAUGGAGAGUGCUAUGGCUGGUUCUACUUCAUUGUCCACACCAGAAGGUGAAGUCAACAGCUUGAUGCAGCAAGUGGCUGAUGAUUAUGGGUUGGAGGUCUCUGUUGGGCUGCCACAGCCAGCUGCUCAUGCUGUGUCAACCAAGACACAGGAGAAGGUUGAUGAGGAUGAUUUGUCAAGGCGGCUUGCAGAUCUUAAGGCUAGAGGUUAAAAAUGGUGGAAUUGAUUUGAAUUAUCUUAUGAUGUAUAAUAACACAAUGAUGUCUGGGAUUAAAUGCUGCUUAAAGAUCUUAUUCUAUGUGUAAAUUUAACUGAAUUUGGUUUAUCUUUAUAAUGCAAUGUGUGUUUCAUAUCAA
This is a messenger RNA of Theobroma umbraticum, 914 nucleotides long. RefSeq names its product SNF7 family protein (gene VPS46.2). Gene Ontology annotation, biological process: vacuolar transport. NCBI's taxonomy places the organism in Eukaryota, Viridiplantae, Streptophyta, Magnoliopsida, Malvales, Malvaceae. The record is from RefSeq and is a predicted model, not a curated record.